Molecule: messenger RNA, 5723 nt
Organism: Empidonax traillii (willow flycatcher)
Lineage: Eukaryota; Metazoa; Chordata; Aves; Passeriformes; Tyrannidae
Product: protein NPAT
Exons: 18
Coding region: 287-4495 (1402 amino acids)
Cellular component (GO): nucleus
Molecular function (GO): protein binding; transcription coregulator activity
Source: RefSeq, a predicted model, not a curated record
GAACGCAGGUCGGUCCUGAGGGGCUCGGGGGAGCCCGCCAGGCCGUGCCUGGAGCUCGGGGUUCUUCGCCAGUCCAAGCAAACGUGCUGGUCCCCGGUGCCCACCUGCAGACUGAGCUGGAUACUUACAACAGGAAAAUCUUCAAGCUACCUGUCAUCAAUUUAUUUUGGAAAGCUCAGAUUUGAAAGAAUAUGCAGAGCACUGCACAGAAGAUGGGUUUAUUCCAGCCUGCUUGCUGUCGCUGUGUGGAAAAAACUUGACAACUAUUCUUAAUGAAUAUGUAGCCAUGAAAACAAAAGAAACAACAAAUGAAGUUCCUGCAAUGAUGUCAUCUCUGUGGAAAAAAUUAGACUAUACACUUUCUCAGAUCAGGACCAUGCAGAGUUCAGAUUUUAGAUUUUCUUCUAAUCAAAGGAUACGUACGAGAAGUGGAAUUGUAGAAAUGAAAAGACAGAGAAUGCUUCAGCAGUCCGCUCCUGCAAACUCAGGAUUGCUGUCAGUAGCCCAUCAGUCAGGGCCACAGAAUUCCUCUCCUGUUAUAUCUCCUCAAGUAGUUCCUAGGCCAGCAGUAAAUCAAAGUGUGCUGCCACAGACAAGACCGAACACACUCUUUGUGAACCAGUCGCAAACGCAAGAAAAGAUCAACACAGGAGGUUUCAUACACAUUCAGGUUCCAACAUCACAAGAACGGAAGCUUCAUUCAAACUUGCUUUCUCCAGGAAGGCGAAAAAGUGAAUCUCAAAAGAGGAAAAGUAUUGGAACAUCUGGACCUCUUUCAGCAACUAGAGGUUCUCAAGACUCUGACGAAGCAGUAACAGAAAAAGAAAGUGAGCCCCUUGAAGAAUUAAUUGAUGGUAACUUCCCACAACUGGUUAUUGAAAAUGCCAGAGAAAAAAUUUUGAGCAACAAAUCUCUUCAGGAGAAGCUCGCUGAAAACAUUAACAAAAUUCUGGGCAGUGAUGGCAGUGUUGCUCAGGCCCCUAAACAGACAGACAGUGGUCCCACAGAACAGGAGACUUCGAUUGAUGAAAUCCUUGGACUUCAGGGUGAAAUUCAUAUGUCAGAAGAGGCUAUACAGGACAUUCUAGAACAGACAGAAUCAGAUCCAGCUUUUCAGGCUCUCUUUGACUGGUUUGAUUAUGGAAAAAGCAAGGUAAACAAGAACUUACCUGCUGGUAUUUCUGGUCGGAGUGGAGUAGAAAAUGAAAUCCUGGUGGGUGAGGAUAGCCUGGCAACAUUUGAAAGUUCUUUAGGAACAGAAGAAAGCAGCAGAUGUGAUAAUUCUAGAGAACCACUAUCCUGUAAAGAUUUUCAGUUAGGAGAAGCAUCAUGUGCCUUGAAGACCAGCAUAAAUGAUGAUGAUGUGGCUAAGAAAAAUACAACCAAUGAACAGCUGCAUGGCAAUUGUAGACCCAGGAAGCAGACUGAAGUACUUACAACAAUUACCCCUGAACAUAUUGGAGAUCUUGAAAUUGCUUUUGACUCUGUGCCUGGUUUGACUGAACCUGACAAGAGACAGAGUUCUGACAGCAAAUGUAAUGAACACUGCGCAGACACGUAUGUUACAAAAGAGUCCUCUACGUUAGUAUCUGAAAGUGAGAGCACCAUGGAAAUUGAAAAAGGCCCACCAAGUCAUAAUUCUCAAAGUAGUCCUAGCUUAGAAUAUGUUCAUUCUGGUAGGCCACAGGUUUCUUUGAUUUCACUGGCAGAGGAUACUACAGCCAGUGAAAACAAAACUCAUUCUCCAAGUAAAUGUCAGUUAUCACCAGAUACGUCACUGUCUGAAAAAACACUUUCUGUAAGUCCUUCUGAUGGGAGCCCCGGCCACGGUGUACCACUGAGAAAAAACAAUUCACCCAUUUCUAGCCCAUCAGCAGAUACAGAAAAAGAACAGACUGUAACAAAUGAUACAGCUGCCCUACCUGGUGUUGUACAGGAGAACUCUGGUCACCACUCUGGCCAUCAGGACCAGGGCACGGAGUCAGACUGUGCUGCAGGGUCUGCAGGGGAGAUUUCGGAUCUUGACAAAGCAGAGUUGCAGCUGGAAGUUGUUGAUACAUCUAACAAAACUUAUUCAAAUGAUCAGCAUGCACUUGAUAAGCCUUGUAAGAAGGAUUUUAACCUCCCUUCAGGACUGUCAAGCUCAGAGGGUACACAAGGGGAAAUGCAAGAACCUUCCUCUUCUACAAAAGUAGAUGCCGAUAAUUUAUAUUUCUCUCCUAGUGGUAAUGCAUGUUCAGAAAUUUCUGUAGUAUCCACUGAAAACAAUCUUACUACCUCUGAAAUAUGCCCCUCUCCUCUCCCAGAAACUGCAUCCUCAACACAGGAGUCAGGUACUGAGACCAAAAGUAUAAGCAGCGUAUCUUCUAGUAGUCAACCAAUGGAUGUUGAUCCUUCUAAUAUUAUGUCCCUCAAGAUCAUCAUCAGCGAUGAUCCAUUUAUUUCAUCAGACACAGAGUUAAAUAACGCUGUUUCCAGCAUCACAGGAGAAAAUUUGCCUACUAUAAUACUGUCAUCUCCAGCCAAAUCCCCAGCCAAAACUGCAGGCCUGUCCAAAUGUCUAACUUCAGAAGAUACAGAAAAAAAUGUGGAUUCAGCUGCCUUGACAGAGCAGAAUCUUCUUGUGCUUAGACCUAAAGAUCCUGUGGUCACCUCAGUUAACACUCAGAAUGAAGACUGCACUGGCUUUUCAGUGGCAGGUUCAACUCACCUUUCUAACGAAGGGAGCCUUAUACAGUUGAUGCCAGCAACAAGCACAGCUUUUGGGAAUUCGAGCAACCUUUAUAUAGCCACCUGUAUGACUGAUCCAGCAACCUUGGGCACAGCUGUAACGCCAUCAAAUGUAGUUGUACUGCCUGGCAAUUCUAUGCCACUUGCUUCCCAAGCUCCAGCUGUACAACAGUUACAAACUCCUCCUAGAUCCAGUAAUACGUUUCCAGCAAACCAGACCGUCUCCCCAAACUUCCCACAAGGUUCUGCCAUUAUAAUUGCUUCUCCAGUGCAACCAGUUUUGCAAGGAAUGGUGGGAAUGAUACCUCUCUCGGUAGUAGGACAAAAUGGAAAUACGUUCUCAGCACCUGCCUGCCAGGUUCUGCAUAUGCCUGUGGCUAAUCCAGUGUGCAACGGAACUGUCCCAAAACUUCCCAUCCCUCCCAAAUCACAGAAGAUUCCUGGAGCAAGAAACAAGACUAAUACAGGAAAACUGGUUCCAAGUGUAGCUGAGCCCUUGAACCAUACAAAUUCUCGAACACAAAGGACUGGAAACUGGGACAAGCUUACCAGUGUGGAAGCAGGAAGGAAAGUGGAGGAGAACUUACCUGUUGCACCAGUAGAGAGCACAAGCUCAAAUUCAAGACAAAGUGAGAGUCACAGGAGAGUGCUUUGCUUUGAUAACCUCCUACCCACUCCAGGAGGAAACACCCAAAUUCAGACUGCUAAGAGUUCAUCCCAAAAAGAAAGAAACGAAAAUACUUUAUUUGCUGUUGACUCUGCGUCCUCCUCUGCUAAGGCACAGGUGCCAAAGAGAGAGAAGGAUAAAACGUUGCCCAGAAUUCUGUGUAAGCCAGAAGUUGGUAGCAACAGAAGCACAUCUGCAAAGGAGCUGCAGCCCGACCGGAAGGUGGCAACUGCAGGAAUGUCACUGGAUCCCUUCCACAAGACUACAGCAAACAAAGAGAAUGAAUUACGAAGGGAUACUGAUGAAAAGCAGAAGAACCAGGACGCUGCCAAACUCUCAAAUGGUCAACAGAGUGUUGGCUUAUGGAAUGAGAAGACAGUUGCUUCGGUGCAAGAGCUGAACAAAAAGCAGGGGUCGCUGUCCAAUGGGAAUGGAAAUAGCAAAUCUUCAGGCCCCGUUUCUUUGUCCUCGAAGGAGCCAAAGCGAGAACCAGCUAAAGUUUCCAACCAAGGCAUUUGCCUGUCAAGUCCGUUCAGUAAACAAUGUGUGGAAAUGUUGCAAGACAUUCAGUGGCAAAGCCCAGCUGGUAAAACAGUUGAAAACGGAGAGUUGCCAGUGCCUCGUACGCCGUCUGGAGUUGGGGACAGGCACGCGGAUGAUACCACAGACAGCGUACGGACACCGACCUGCCGGCGCUUCAACGAGGACAGCACGACCCCCAGAAUCAUGGUACCCCCUGCCACGCCAGACCUGCCUGCCUGCAGCCCUGCCAGCGAGACAGGCAGUGAGAACAGCGUCAGUAUGGCAGCCCACACGCUCAUGAUCCUGUCACGGGCGGCCAUUGCGAGGACUAGCACUGCCACCCCCCUGAAGGACAACACUCACCAGUUUAGGUCUUUAAGGAGCACGGUAAAGAAAAGGAAACUAGAGGACUUGAACGAGGGUGAGAGAAAUUCACGUUCUGCAAAUAGGAAAGACCUUCAGAGCUCUCCAACACCAUCAAAAAAGAAGAAAAUAAAGAAAAAGAAGCUGCCCAAUUCUUUUCCAGCAGGAAUGGAUGUGGACAAGUUCUUGUUGUCUUUGCAUUAUGAUGAAUGAACAAAAAGAGGUUGAACUGGGACCGUCUGAAGCUCAGUGGAGCGAUGCUGAGGUUUUGCAUGGGAAUAGAAGUUAACUCUAAAGGGCGAGUUGCACUUUGAGUGCACUGAAGUUUCACUUUAUAGCAAAGUUGUGCUGUUUCUGAAGCAGGUUGCUAAGUGUAAAUAUCAUUGAGUUGGUAUAUGUUUAUUUUUGAAAAAGCACUUGCCUAAUUAUAGAGCCAUUUAAUUUGCAAAACUGUAAAUCUGUGUAAAUGAAAUGUAAGAAAGGUUGUACAUUUCACGUUACACCACGUUAUCUGUGUUCUGCUGCUUUCUCUACUUAUCCCUAUGACCCGCUCAGCGAGUCUGUGAAGAGGUGGUACGUUUGAAGGUGGUUUUUUAUCAUUCACCAUUCAAAGACACGGGCAGCUACCUUGGCCACUUCCCAUUGUCUUGUUGAAUCUAAAAGGGACUUAAAUCUUCAGAUCUAACUGGCUUGUACUAACACUCUCUUCUCUCACAACUGUCAAACCCGUGUUGAAGGGCUUUGAAUGAGUUAACAAAAAUACCGGUAUCUGAACAUACGGCAAAUAAAACCUCAAAAAGCAUUUCUCAUCUGAUGCUUUUCCCAGCCAGUCCUUCAGACAAGAACUUUAAUUUGGAUAGGCCUCAUCUGUUUACAGUAUUUGCUGCAUAGGAUGCAAUUUGAAUGCAAAAGCUGUUUACAAACAAUGUAUUUUUGUGUGGGGUUACACCCCAGUAUGAAUACUUAAACUGGAGCGACAGCAGACAUGUGUUCUGUUGCAAAAGUCAAUUCUUUUACCUGUCAUUUGUAUGCUGAGAAGUUUGUUACUAUCUCUCUCUUACGUUUUUAGCCAGACACGAAAAAAAUUGCAUCUGAUUUCUCUGUUUAACGUAGAGGUUGUCACUGCUGUUAUACAAACUCUCUUCAAGAGGGGUGCAGGAGAAGCUCAGCCUGCAUUUUACUAAUAACUAGCAUGGGUUGCUCCAAAACGGCAGAAUUUUCUCUACUGGUAUUUCUUCCUUUGUUCUCAAAUUGUUGAGGUAUUAAAAAAUGCAAGUUUUGUUGUAAAAGUUCUGUACAGCAACAGGGCGAUGUUUCAGAUAGAAUACAAGGAUUCCUAAGGAACCAAUAUUAUGCAGUAGAUGUUUAUAUUAAACCCAUCCAAUAACUAAAUACUGCAUAGCAUUUACAGCUUGAAUAAAUAUUUUUGUUUUAAUAAAAA